AUGGACAUGGUGAUGGAGGAGUGCAAGCUGGCGCAUGGAGUCAGUUGCCUACAGAACACUCCUAAGGGAGAUCAAUUUUCGUAUUAUAAUGAAGAGGAUGUAGUUGUCGAGAACGAUGAGAUUGAAGUAGGGGUGGACAAUGAAUGCACAUUAGAGGCUAGUGAGAUCGUUGUGCCUACGGUUGGGAUGAAGUUUAGAGACCACAACAAGAUUUUUGAAUUUUACAAAACAUAUGCUUAUGGUGUGGGUUUCCCUGUUAGGAAAAGAUCUUCAAGAAAAGAUGAUGAUGGUUUGUUGAAGUAUGUGACAUUUACUUAUAGUCGAGAAGGCCGAAGAACUGGGGAUACAAGUAGUUUUUUGAGGUCUCAACCAACCAUCAAAAUAGGGGGUUUUGCUAGGCUGACAAUUACGACAGAUUUAAACAGAGUAUGGCGUGUUACCAAAGUCAUCUUGGAGCAUAAUCACCCUACAAGUCCUUUAAAAUCUAGGCUUUAUCGAUGUAAUCAAAAAUUGACUGAAAAGGUGAAACGAAAACUUAAAGUCAACAACAUAGCUGGUAUUCCAAUGCAUAAGAGUUACAACUCAGCUGUUGUUGAAGCGGAUGGAUAUGAGAAUCUUCCAUUUAUAGAAAAGGAUUAUAGAAAUUAUAUUGAUCAAAUUAGGCGAUUAAGACUUGAGGAGGGUGAUGCAGCUGUUAUACAAGCCUACUUUACAAAAAUGCAAGCCUAA
This is a messenger RNA of Diospyros lotus (date-plum), 729 nucleotides long. Its product is annotated as protein FAR1-RELATED SEQUENCE 6-like. The record is from RefSeq and is a predicted model, not a curated record. Lineage: Eukaryota; Viridiplantae; Streptophyta; Magnoliopsida; Ericales; Ebenaceae. The transcript has 2 exons. Bases 1 to 729 code for a protein of 242 amino acids.